Molecule: messenger RNA, 1213 nt
Organism: Carya illinoinensis
Lineage: Eukaryota; Viridiplantae; Streptophyta; Magnoliopsida; Fagales; Juglandaceae
Product: nudix hydrolase 12, mitochondrial-like
Exons: 6
Coding region: 442-1101 (219 amino acids)
Cellular component (GO): nucleus; cytoplasm
Molecular function (GO): pyrophosphatase activity
Source: RefSeq, a predicted model, not a curated record
GUUUUUAAAUUUUUAUAGAGCCGUUGAUUAAUUACUCCCCUUGCUGCUGCUGUCUGUUUCGUUCUCUGUUUCGUCUCUUUGCUGUUUGUUGGGUGGGGAAAUACCCAUUUCAUUUCAAUAUUUAUGCUGUUUCGAUGAAGGAGCCUGGCAACUUUCUUGCUUGCUUCUGUUAAUGUUGUUCUUGGUAAAAUCGUUACAAAGUCCUCUCAACAAGCACCGACUUCAUACCAACACCGACAGCUUGUUGCCGACUUUGCCGUUGCCGUUUUUGACCCUUUCUGCAAAGCUUCUCUAAUCAGAGUUCUUCAGUCGAAAGGAUAUUAUAAGAGAUGAGACUGACUUUGCUCUAUUUGGGUGAAACACUCAUCUGCAUCUCUGUUUCUGCGUAUUUGAGCACUUGAAGGUUGCUACCCAACUAGCCCAUCCAGGCAGGCUUUUGUCAUGUCGUCUUUGCGAGCGAGAACCGGGAGACACAGACAACGAUACAAAGAUCAUUUUAGGCUGGUUGCAGGGUGUAUUCCUUAUAAGCUUGAGCAGAAUGUUGUGGGUUCCCAUAGCAAUUCAGAGAAAAAAGUGCUUGUUCUUAUGAUUUCUACACCAGGUCGGGAUGAUCUUGUGUUUCCAAAGGGAGGAUGGGAGGAUGAUGAGACUAAGGAUGAAGCUGCAAGUCGUGAGGCCUUGGAGGAAGCAGGGGUGAAAGGAACACUCAGUGAAAAUCCCAUAGGAGUUUGGGAGUUUAGAAGCAAGAGCAGGCAGAACAGCAGCAGCCUUGAAGGAGGUUGUAGAGGCUAUAUGUUUGCAUUAAAGGUGACUGAGGAGCUUGACUUUUGGCCAGAGAAGAAUAAAUAUGAUAGGAAAUGGCUUACCACAGAGGAAGCAUACAAAUUCUGCAGAUACGAUUGGAUGCGGGAUGCUCUUAGAAGAUUUUUGUCAACUCUCUCAGCCGAAAGUCCAAUCAGGAUGAGUGAAGAAUCGAAGGAAAUCCCUUUGAGGUCAUUGACAGAUGCAAGUGAAGAGCGACAAAUGUCAUCACCUGGCUACUUUGGUAAGCCUUCUGGUGUCCAACAUCUUGGGAAUACUUGUUGCAAAUGCGUGGUAUAGGGUUGAGGAGUUCGGUGCGUCUUUGUAGUGAAAGCAACUGUAUUGUAGAAUUUGUUGAUGUCCUUGAUUCUGCAACUCUAAAUAAUUUUCAGACACUUUUGUUCUAGGCAAA